CCUUACAUGAAAUGUGAGUGUGUCUUGAAGACGGGUAUCUGAAAAUGCAAUCGUUGCGAUGAAAAUAGCAAGCAGGAGUUGGAGGGGCAGUGAGGCGCUCUUACGCUUUUCUAAGACCCUCUGCAGCGAAGCUCAAAGACCGAACGCAGCUAGCGGGCAUUGCGCAAUACUCACGUGUUGGCCAUACAAGAGAAUUUCUGCCAUCAUACAUCCCACAUCGAGCUGCGUUGGGCCAAUCCCUCAUUCCGCAUCUAGGGCGGUGUCAAAUUGCCAAUGGUAUGCCCCCCAAUGCCCAGAGCACGAGAUGGUGCGGACACGUUGGAACAGCAGACUGGACUCGCGCGAUUUGAGGCCAUCAUGGUGCCUUCAGCUUCUGCGCGCUCCAGGCACAGCCCGACGUCGCGUGUCGACUAUUGUGAAGCCUGCUCGGAGUCCGAGAGUUUGUCGUUGGUGGGCGCCGUUGAUCAAGACCGUAUUAACGUACCAUCAGCGGUAUGCCGCUGACUGUCGAUACGUUUGACAACCAAGCGCGGCUCCUGAGAACUCUACUCACAGACCAAGAAAGAUACACACGAUAAUCUGGAUGUUCCAACUGUCCCAA
This is a messenger RNA of Didymella exigua CBS 183.55, 601 nucleotides long. RefSeq lists its product as uncharacterized. The record is from RefSeq and is a predicted model, not a curated record. NCBI's taxonomy places the organism in Eukaryota, Fungi, Ascomycota, Dothideomycetes, Pleosporales, Didymellaceae. The coding region runs from base 59 to 520 and encodes 153 amino acids. The transcript has a single exon.